This is a messenger RNA of Closterium sp. Naga37s-1, 1914 nucleotides long. The record is from the annotation of a GenBank genome assembly. Lineage: Eukaryota; Viridiplantae; Streptophyta; Zygnematophyceae; Desmidiales; Closteriaceae.
AUGCACGCUCUUCCCCCUAUGCACGCUCUUCCCCCUAUGCACGCUCUUCCCCCUAUGCACGCUCUUCCCCCUAGCUCUUCCCCCUAUGCACGCUCUUCCCCCUAUGCACGCUCUUCCCCCUAUGCACGCUCUUCCCCCUAUGCACGCUCUUCCCCCUAUGCACGCUCUUCCCCCUAUGCACGCUCUUCCCCCUAUGCACGCUCUUCCCACUAUGCACGCUCUUCCCCCUAUGCACGCUCUUCCCCCUAUGCACGCUCUUCCCCCUAUGCACGCUCUUCCCCCUAUGCACGCUCUUCCCCCUAUGCACGCUCUUCCCCCUAUGCACGCUCUUCCCCCUAUGCACGCUCUUCCCCCUAUGCACGCUCUUCCCCCUAUGCACGCUCUUCCCCCUAUGCACGCUCUUCCCCCUAUGCACGCUCUUCCCCCUAUGCACGCUCUUCCCCCUAUGCACGCUCUUCCCCCUAUGCACGCUCUUCCCCCUAUGCACGCUCUUCCCCCUAUGCACGCUCUUCCCCCUAUGCACGCUCUUCCCCCUAUGCACGCUCUUCCCCCUAUGCACGCUCUUCCCCUAUCCAUGCUCUCCCGCUAUGCUUACUCUCCUAUAGGCAGGCACCAGGCCUUAUGCUUCUGGCAGCAAUUCGGCAUCACACCUCUCCUCUCCCUUUCCCGCUUCCUUCUCGCCUUUCAGAAUUCGGAGAAGAUAUUUUGCCUGAUACCUCUCUCUUCCCCGCUUCCUUCUCCCCCUUCACUCCCUCCCCCUCCCCUCCUCCUGCUCCUCCCCUCCUCCUCUCCCUCCCCUCCUCCCCUCCUCCCACCAGUCUCUCCACUCUCAAAUUGUUCAAGUUCCCACCACCAGCCAGCCCCCCUCCAGCAAUCUCCCCACCACCACCACUCCCUUCACCCCCACCACCCGCUCCCCCCAUCUCACCUCCCCCCCGCUCACCAGCACCCCCUCCUCCUUCCCCUCAGCCCUCUCCUUCCCCUCCUCCCCCUCCAUCCUCGCCUCCCUUCGUUCCAUCGCCCCCUCCCUCGCCUCCGCCUUCCUCCGCGGGGCUAUCAGUGGGGGCCAUUGCGGGGAUUGCCAUGGCGGGGAGUGCGAGUGGGUCCAAGGGUCCCUCGGGGCCAGCGCAGGCGGCGGGGCCGGCGGUGUGUCGGCAGUACCGGCUGGACGUGCUGGCAGCGGCAACGGGCAUGUGGGCGGAGGCCAACAAGAUCGGCAGCGGGGGGUUCGGGGACGUGUACCGUGCUGAGGACCCCGCCGACCCCUCCACGCUCUGGGCUGUCAAGCGCGCCAAAGUGCUCACCAAUGACUUCCGACGGGAGGUGAACGAGAUGGCAUCGAAGCACCAUCCACACCUGGUGCGGCUGCUGGGGUUCUGCAUUGACGUGAACAAGGCGACGGAGCAGACGGAGCAGAUCCUCAUCUACGAGUUCAUGCCCAACGGCGACCUCGAACGCUGGCUCGGCCCUGGUAUGGGUGAUGUGCACAGCUUUGGAGUGGUGAUGCUCACGAUCCUGACGGCACGCAAGGCCAUCUACAACUCGGACGACAACCAGAUCAACCUCAAGCAAUGGGUGGCCCCGUUCAUAGCAGCCAACGACGGAGUGACCUUCAAGGACCCCUCUUUGGAAGCCCCGCCAGACAUGAUCCUGCGCCUGGCACGCCUGGCUCUCAGCUGCACCGCCAUGCCCACUGUCCUCCGCCCCAACAUGAUCAAAGUGCUUGCUGAAUUGGAGGCUCUGCGCGAGGAGGUCUGCGGUGCCACCCGUAACCGGAUGGCGAGGCGAAUUGACCGGGAGAUUGAGGACAAGCAGGGGCACAACCUGGAGGAGGAGGUGGCGAAUGCGAUUAGAAUAGGGUUGAGAGGAGAUGAUGGAGAGAGCAGGAAAUGCAGUGAGAGAGUGAGGGAGUGA